Messenger RNA from Colletotrichum navitas, 2208 nucleotides. RefSeq names its product oxidoreductase family protein. The record is from RefSeq and is a predicted model, not a curated record. Gene Ontology annotation, molecular function: nucleotide binding. The transcript has 2 exons. Lineage: Eukaryota; Fungi; Ascomycota; Sordariomycetes; Glomerellales; Glomerellaceae. The coding region runs from base 263 to 1882 and encodes 539 amino acids.
GUCUUCUCACCGCCAAAAGCCUCAUGGGGUGAUGGGCAGCGAGCCACACCCUGUUCAUUGGCCAAGACUCUCAAGACCCCGCUUGGCCGACUUACCUCGAUGCCGUUAUGAUAAACCACCCAGGCUCCUGCCACCGGAUACACAAUCUGCACUCCUUCAUGCUUUCGCCGAGUUGAAACGACCGUCAACAAUCAGUUAACGGCCUGAGAAGCCAAAGCCAAAGGAGAUUCAAGGCUCGAGUUCCUCCAAAAGCUCCUUCGUCAUGUCGUCCCUCAAGAAGUCGGGCUCACCAGUUGCGAUCCCUUAUGAUGAGCAGCCAGAUCCAGUACCACCAGAGAAACCUGCCAUGUCCGCUUCACCACCUCGCAUACUCAUUAUCGGUGCUGGUUCUCGCGGUCAGGCCUACGCUCGUGCGACCGAGACCUCCUGCAACGGUAUCGUUACGGCGGUAGCUGAACCCAUCGCCUACAAGCGGCAGACCUUUGGCCGAACCUACAUUUGGGGUUCGGACAAUCCACAGGAAGGACAACAGUUUUCCGACUGGACCGAGUUUAUUGCCUACGAAACACGCCGUCGCGAGCGAGAGGCCGCCGGUGAAGAUGUGCCGCCUGGCGUCGAUGCCGCUUUCAUAUGUGUUCUUGACGAAAUGCACCGCGAUGUCGUCGUCGGUCUUGCCCCCCUGGGCCUACAUGUCAUGUGCGAGAAGCCUCUGGCGACAUCCCUCGCCGAUUGUCUCGACAUAUUCGAUGCUCUCAAGCCACCUGCCGGCCAAGAGCCUACGAACGUCUUCUCGAUUGGUCAUGUUCUUCGUUACAGCCCUCACAAUAUGCUUCUUCGCAAACUCCUUCUCGAGGGCCGUGUCAUUGGUGAUAUUAUCAAAAUCGUGCAUACUGAACCAGUGGGCUGGUGGCACUUCACACACUCUUAUGUGCGCGGCAACUGGCGAAAUGAGAAAACGACAGCACCGAGCCUUCUGACCAAGAGCUGUCAUGACAUUGAUCUGCUUCUCUGGCUUCUCAGUGCUCCUGUCAAAGCCGGAAAGGGUAUCCCCCAUCUUCCAUCCACCGUAUCGUCUACUGGUUCCCUGCAACUAUUCAGGAAAGGCCGAAAACCCGCCGCGGCAGGGAACGCAACGAACUGUUUGACUUGUCCGCUGGGUGAGGAAGGAUGCAAGUACUCGGCUAAGAAUGUUUACCUUGGUUCAGAUCUUAACGGCCUCGGUUCUGGGAAUACCGAUUGGCCGGUCAGUAUCGUGCUUCCGGAGAUUGAGGAUUUCCCUACGACACCUGAACGAAACAAAGCCCUGGCUGCCAAGCUUGCCGACGACUACGAUGAGACCACCCCCAAGGACGUAGUAGCUUCGCGAAACUGGUUCGGGCGCUGUGUAUUUGAAGCGGAUAACAACGUUUGCGACGAUCAGACUGUGACCAUCACCUGGGACGAUGCCAUCACAGCAGAUUCGGAAGCCCCCAAGCAGGCCAAAUCUGCAACGCUACACAUGGUCGCGCACACAAAGAAGAUAUGCGAGAGGUAUACGCACAUAUACGGCGUCGAUGGCGAAGUAUACGCCGACGCUCGUACAAUCACCAUUGAUGACUUCAAUACGGGCGCCACUCAAUCAUAUCAUCCAACCAUCGAGGAUGCCGGCCACGGGGGUGGCGAUAAGGGCCUCGCGCGGCAGUUUAUCCUGGCGGUUGAUCGGGUCAAGAACCACGGCUGGACUGCAGAGAGGGCUCAAAACGAAUUCAUCGGUUGUUCUCUCGAAGAAGUCAUUCGGUCGCACGCCAUGGUGUUUGCAGCAGAAGAGGCCAGAACGGCGAAGAAGGUUGUUGGCUGGGAGGAAUGGUGGUCAAGAAAUGUUACCAACAGAGGCAGCGGGUGAGAACAGCAAACACAUUGUCAGGUCACCACAUCAUCCAGUGACGGGAGGAGUGUCCCAAGCUGCAACAUUCUUAGUUGUCGUCUCAAUCAAAAGAAUUGAGCUCCAAGAGGCUAAGCUGUGAGGCACAGCAAGUUCGAUGGACGAGGCCCCCUUCGCUCGCUCAGACAACCACGUCGAGGGAUACCAUCGUUGAUAUCUUCUUAUCAGCCCGGGACUCGGUCCCGGCGGCACCCUCCCGAGGUUGCUAUAUUCAUGGCCUUCAACCAGCCUUGUUAUCAACUUCACAUCUUACCGAAGAAAGAACGAGCUAGCGGGCGAGGAUAGCC